AUGUUUCCAGCGCCGUCGCCGCCAUGCCACGCUCCCCGACCACUACUCCGACACCCAACACCCGACACCAAGCCCGAGGGGACGGCCGAUACUGACGAGCAAACAUCUGAUGAAGAGGGGAUUGAACCUCAGAAAACACCGGUGGCGGAGUACAUCCAGCGGAUCGAGAAACGGAUGUUUACAAUCAUCGGCGCAGAUCGCAAGGGAUGGAUGGGCCCUUAUAGACAUGACGAGACGAUCAAAAGUUUUGCGCCUCAACUCCGUCGACUGCCCCAUCAUCUGUUCUCUCUUCUGCUACUACUUGAUAUUCCAGUGGAUAAGAACUAUCACCCACCGCCGCCGCCAGACAACGUGACUCUACCCCAGAGGCCCCACGGGGCCGGAGGUGCGGCGGAUAUCGGGUUCAGUGGAUCUACACUUGGUCCAGCCUGGCAAUGGAACCACAAUCUGGACACGACAAAAUUCUCCCUUCAUAAUCCUGGAUUGACUCUGCACACCGCGACUGUGACAGCGGAUCUUUACGCGGCAAGAAACACGCUCACGCGCCGUCUUCAUGGUGCAAAUCCCUAUGGAGUAGUGGAGAUCGACUUCAGCAACAUGGCGGAUGGCGACCAUGCCGGACUAGCAGCGUUGAAGGACGCAAGUGUUUGGAUUGGCAUAGUCCGCAAUGGCACCGAGGAUCGUGUGGUUGUUACCCAUGGUCUUGCCAUGGGAACGUACGGAGGAACGACAAGCACACGCACAACUGUAGCAACAACUCCGAUUAUCCGAACAAAGGUGUGGCUGAAGGUCAGUCUUGAUGCUGCCGCCGUGGGUUCCCACGAAGCGCACUUCUUCUACAGCUUAGAUGGGAGCACAUUCAUCGAGCUGGGAGACGCCUAUUCUCUUACCACCGACUAUCUUUUAUUUAUGGGAUACCGUUAUGGAAUCUUUAACUACGCGACCCAGGCUCUGGGUGGCUCUGUUGAUGUGCUUAGAUUUGCAAGUGAGUCUAGCUAG
Aspergillus pseudoviridinutans is the source of this 999-nucleotide messenger RNA. RefSeq lists its product as uncharacterized. The coding region runs from base 1 to 999 and encodes 332 amino acids. The record is from RefSeq and is a predicted model, not a curated record. The transcript is spliced from 2 exons. NCBI's taxonomy places the organism in Eukaryota, Fungi, Ascomycota, Eurotiomycetes, Eurotiales, Aspergillaceae.